GCGGGACGCCGGCGAGCAGCCGAGCCGAAGGAGUCGGAGCCGGAGGCGGGUCGAGCCGCGGGAUUGACGAGGGAGCUCUCCCUGGUCUGCUUUUACAAAGUUUCACCCCCAGAGCACUAUGAAUGUUAAUGAACUCAAACAAAGGUUGUCCAGAGCUGGGCAGGAGCACCUGCUGCAGUUCUGGACUGAGCUGUCAGAGGCCCAGCAGAGAGACCUGUAUACGGAGCUCCAGGCCAUGGACUUUGAAGAGCUGAACUCGUUUUUCCAGAAGGCCAUUGGUGAAUUUGAUCGAUCCUCUCACCAAGAAAAGGUGGAUGCGCGAAUGGAGCCGGUGCCCCGACAGGUUUUGGGCAGUGCUACCAGAGAUCAAGACCAGCUGCAGGCCUGGGAGACCGAAGGACUUUCUCAGAUUUCUCAGAACAAAGUAGCAGUUCUUCUUCUAGCUGGUGGGCAGGGGACAAGACUUGGGGUCGCAUAUCCCAAGGGCAUGUAUGAUGUUGGCUUGCCAUCGCACAAGACACUUUUUCAGAUUCAAGCAGAACGUAUUCUGAAGCUCCAGCAGUUAGCGGAGAAACGCUAUGGCCACAAGUGCACCAUCCCAUGGUAUAUAAUGACCAGUGGUCGAACAAUGGAGUCAACGAAGGAGUUCUUCACAAAGCACAAGUUCUUUGGUUUGAAAAAGGAGAACGUGGUGUUUUUCCAGCAGGGAAUGCUGCCUGCUAUGAGCUUUGAUGGGAAAAUUAUCUUGGAAGAGAAAAACAAAGUCUCUAUGGCUCCAGAUGGGAAUGGUGGUCUCUACCGGGCUCUUGCAGCCCAAAACAUUGUGGAGGACAUGGAGCAAAGAGGCAUCUGGAGUCUCCAUGUCUACUGUGUGGACAACAUAUUGGUAAAAGUGGCAGACCCGCGCUUCAUUGGAUUCUGCAUUCAGAAAGGAGCAGACUGUGGGGCAAAGGUGGUAGAGAAAACGAACCCCACGGAGCCAGUCGGAGUGGUUUGCCGGGUGGACGGUGUAUACCAGGUGGUGGAGUACAGCGAGAUCUCUCUGGCGACAGCUCAGAAGCGCAGCUCGGACGGACGGCUGCUGUUCAACGCGGGGAACAUCGCCAAUCACUUCUUCACUGUGCCGUUCCUGAGAGAUGUUGUCAAUGUUUAUGAACCUCAGUUGCAGCACCAUGUGGCUCAAAAGAAGAUUCCAUAUGUGGAUUCCCAGGGGCACUUAAUUAAGCCAGACAAGCCAAAUGGAAUAAAGAUGGAAAAAUUUGUCUUUGACAUCUUCCAGUUUGCAAAGAAGUUUGUGGUGUACGAAGUGUUACGGGAAGACGAGUUCUCCCCACUCAAGAAUGCAGACAGUCAGAACGGGAAGGACAACCCGACCACUGCAAGGCAUGCUCUGAUGUCCCUUCACCACUGCUGGGUCCUCAAUGCUGGGGGACACUUCAUAGAUGAAAAUGGCUCUCGCCUCCCAGCUAUCCCCCGCGGUGCUACCAAUGGACAGUCAGAGGCCAUCACAGCUGAUGUCAAUCACAACUUGAAAGAUGCCAAUGAUGUUCCGAUCCAGUGUGAGAUCUCCCCGCUCAUCUCUUAUGCCGGAGAGGGCCUUGAAGGUUAUGUGGCAGAUAAAGAGUUCCAUGCACCCUUGAUCAUUGAUGAGAAUGGAGUUCAUGAGCUGGUGAAAAAUGGCAUAUAAUCCGAAGGGGCCACAUAGGGAGCCGCUGCUUCUGAUAGAUCAACUGUGAACCUGCAGGGCCUCUCCUGGACAGCUGAAGUUUGGACAGUCAUAGAGUGUCAUUUGCUUGCUAGUAUCUGAUGAACAGCACAGACUUCCCAGAUCUACAUGACUGGAUUUCAGUCUCAAAAACAUUCUUUUUUUUCCGUGAUUCUCAAAUCGUUGAAGGUCUUAUUUAUAUUUUUAACUAUCUAGGUUCUUCCAAGCCAAGGCUCACCUUGGUCACCCAGGAGACCUCCUCAGCUUGACCCCAGCUGGGACGUUCAGCAUGACUUCACUUGAAGCUGGAAGCAUUUGUUUUUGAAGUUGUACAUAUUGAUAAGUCAUCAUACAUGUCAGAAGGUUUUUAUGGUACUAAAAUUUUGUUUUAUUUUAUCAAGCAUUAAAGAUUUUUAAGAAAAUAACUGGACAGCAAAAUAAAAUUAUCUUCUUGUC
Messenger RNA from Apodemus sylvaticus (European woodmouse), 2161 nucleotides. RefSeq names its product UDP-N-acetylglucosamine pyrophosphorylase 1 (gene Uap1). Gene Ontology annotation, molecular function: UDP-N-acetylglucosamine diphosphorylase activity. The transcript has 11 exons. Gene Ontology annotation, biological process: UDP-N-acetylglucosamine biosynthetic process. Bases 119 to 1687 code for a protein of 522 amino acids. Lineage: Eukaryota; Metazoa; Chordata; Mammalia; Rodentia; Muridae. The record is from RefSeq and is a predicted model, not a curated record.